AUGACAAACAUCGUACAGGGGCAUUUCGGUCAUUUUAAUCACCCGAGAAGGAAAUCAGCAGACGGCGAUGCGAAGACGUCGUGGGUUGGACCGGACGGGAGGGUGUACCAUAGCCACGAUGGACUCGCACCGCACUCACACGAACCCAUCUACUCUCCUGGCUACUUCAGUCGCCGAGCUCCUCCGCUUCACGACCGAAACUUCUCUGAGAGAGCUUUUACCGUCGGUAUUGGCGGUCCCGUUGGCACAGGGAAAACGGCAUUGAUGCUUGCUCUUUGUAGAUUCUUGCGGGAAAAAUACAGUCUUGCUGCUGUGACCAAUGAUAUAUUCACCAAAGAGGAUGGUGAGUUUCUGGUAAAGAAUGGGGCUCUUCCUGAGGAAAGGAUUAGGGCUAUUGAAACCGGUGGAUGUCCUCACGCUGCGAUCCGUGAAGAUAUCAGUAUUAAUUUAGGUCCUCUCGAGGAGUUAUCUAACUUAUUCAAGGCUGAUUUGCUUCUUUGUGAAUCUGGUGGAGAUAAUUUAGCUGCUAAUUUCAGCAGAGAACUAGCUGACUACAUCAUUUACAUCAUUGAUGUAUCGGCUGGUGAUAAAAUUCCCCGUAAAGGUGGCCCUGGAAUCACUCAAGCUGAUCUUCUGGUGAUAAACAAGACAGACCUUGCAGCAGCUGUUGGGGCCGACUUAUCUGUCAUGGAACGGGAUGCACUACGCAUGCGUGAUGGAGGGCCAUUCGUCUUUGCUCAGGUGAAGCAUGGACUUGGGGUAGAGGAAAUUGUCAGCCAUGUCUUGCACUCAUGGGAACAUGCGACCGGGAACAAGCGUCAUUGA
Messenger RNA from Arabis nemorensis, 825 nucleotides. NCBI's taxonomy places the organism in Eukaryota, Viridiplantae, Streptophyta, Magnoliopsida, Brassicales, Brassicaceae. The record is from the annotation of a GenBank genome assembly.